Neoarius graeffei (lesser salmon catfish) is the source of this 1640-nucleotide messenger RNA. RefSeq lists its product as uncharacterized. NCBI's taxonomy places the organism in Eukaryota, Metazoa, Chordata, Actinopteri, Siluriformes, Ariidae. The record is from RefSeq and is a predicted model, not a curated record. The transcript has 6 exons. The coding region runs from base 61 to 1257 and encodes 398 amino acids.
ACCUGAAAAUACCGCCUCUACGGAGAAGACAUUUGUAUGUAGCCAACUGUUAGAUCCAAAAUGUCUUUAGAUCAGUACUCGGAUUUUAUAAAACACAGGAGAUUAAGUGGGAUGGCAUGUGCCGAUAUUGCUGCAGCACUGACGGGUCACUUUGGUUCUUUAAGAGGAUUUUCAGAGAGGAAUGUACGGCGGUGGUGCAAAGAGCAAGGACUUGGCGCAAAGGAUUUCUGCCCUGACAGGCAAUUGGAAAGUGAAGUGGCGAAAGCUAUUGAAGAGACUGGGUCGUACUACGGAAGAAAAAUGAUGACCGGCUAUCUUGCUGCAAAAGGGGUCAAAGCUUCUGAGGGCAGAGUGGGCAAAGUCCUACAAACAGUUAAUCCACCAUACCAUGCAGCAAGACAGCAAGGUGCCAGAAACCUUAACCCAGUCCCUUACAAUGCUGAAUAUGUGGGUCACAAGUUACACAUUGACCAAAAUGAAAAAUUGGUCAUGUUUGGAGUGACCCAUGUCAUGGCUAUUGAUGGGUACAGUAAGAAGAUUGUUGGGCAUUCAACAAUGCCCAUCAAAAACAACAUUAUAAUUUAUGAUGAAGUGUACAGGCCAGCUGUGAUGUCCUACGGGAUAUGGGACCAAGUGCGUGUAGACUGUGGAAGGGAGUUUUUCUUGAUCUUAUUUGUCCAGGAGAAGCUGGCUGCAUACCGCCACAACAAGGAAAGGCAGCCAUACCUUCAAACGCCAUCGACCAGGAAUCAUACAAUUGAAAGGAUGUGGUUAGAAGUAAAUCAAAGGGUAAAUUUUCCCCUGAAGACUGCGCUUGUUCAGAUGUGUGACCAGGAGGAAAUUUGUUUGGAUGACAGCUUGACAAAAUUCUGCACAUCCAACCUAACAUGUCACAUAUCCCGAAUUGGCCUCACAAAUUUUGUGAAAGCAUGGAAUGCCCACAGAAUUCCAGGAAAGGGGAUACCAAAUCUCCUCUGUGGUCAAGGAUGCCCGGCAAAGGUCUUGGAAGACAACCUACCUAUUGGUGAAAUUGCAGCAGACCUCUACCAGCAGGAAGUGGGGACAGCACUGACCAGAGAAGCCGUGUUUGGCACAGACCCUUUUUCCAAUGAGGAAGCCCGCAGAAAUGCUGAAAGCGAGUUUGCAUCACACUUUGAUCCCUUGUCACUUUUGCACAGUGCAGUCAACAACAAUUUCAGCCCAUUUCAGAAUGCACUUAGGUGUCUUAUUGAUAUCACUAGACAACAUGCUGCUUAAGAGUAAUGUUUGCUUCCUUAACAUUAGUCCUGCAAUUUCAGGAUUGUAAUACACUGCUUUGUCUUGCCAUUUACCAUGUCUUUGAUGGUUGAGCAGAAGGUUCUUAUGAAAGAUGCACAAUCCAAACAAUGAUGCUCAGAAAUAAACAUUUAUUAUCAAAGGCCAAAGGAAAUAUGCAUUUUAUAUGAAUUGUUUUAUUCAGUAACCACUCUAGUUUAGGCCUCUGUACUCUGAACAGUCCAAACAACGAUGUCCAAAAAUAAACAUUUAUUAAGAACGAAAAGUAAGAGGCCAGUAGCAGCUCACAAAAUUAGGCCUCUGCAGUCUUAAAAAAUAACAGCACUGCAGAGAGACCCAGUGUCUCAUGUAUAUUUUCACUAAAA